AUGUUCAACGUGUCGGCACUUGCCAGUUCAAACUCAUUAGGCCCUAGCUUAGGCCCUAGCUUAGGCUCAUCAUUAAGUUCUGGCCUUAGCAGUUCGUCAUCAACAUCGCUUGGUACUGGAAUUAGCCAGAGCAUCGCCGCUUCACUGCCGACACCUGUAGCUGGCGAUUCAAAAAGUGAAUUCAAAUGGGACACUUCAAGCGAUGCAACAGCUCAGACUUCAAAUGGAACAUGGACAGAACAUCUACCACUGCUUGCAGGUUACCCAGCCGCGCCUUCUUUCUCCAUAGAGUCUUCGAUGUACACAUACGAUCCCUCGACAAACUUCGCUGGAACAUUGACGCCUGGAAGUUCCAUGUACACCCUGCCGCCCGCUGAUCCUUUCCAGAGAACGGAUCCUAUGAUAAUGGGGAAUGGGAGCAGUGAAGAGAAGGAAGGGGACGGAAACGAGAAGAAUGGAUCAAAAGCCGAAGAUGAAGAUGAUGGCGCAGAUGAAAUGGAGGAGGAUGGUGAGGAGGAGUAUGAUGGAAACGGGAAACGCAAGAAGCGGAAGCGACGAGUCCUCUUCACGAAAGGCCAAACUUAUGAGCUAGAGCGAAGGUUCCGUACCCAAAGAUACCUCAGCGCACCAGAGAGGGAACAACUAGCCAUGCAAAUUCGUUUAACCCCAACACAAGUAAAAAUAUGGUUCCAGAAUCAUCGAUACAAAACAAAGAAGACCAUCCAAGAAAAAGGCCUGAAUCCCGGUUUGCUCAGCUCGUCACCAUCGUUUACGACCCCAGCUAGUACAGCAUUUUCAGCAAGGAGGUACUGUCCUAUUCCAGAAUUUAGUUUUCGUAUGCCGAUCCAAAUGCUAGUCAGAGAUGGGAAACCCUGCCCUCCUGAGAUUGCUUCAACGCCUUAUCAAGCAGCUGCCGCGGCUGUGGCAUUCGGUGGAAGUGGAGCAGGCUACCUUCCUGGAUCCACAGGUUACCUGCCAGCUACAGGUGGUUACCUUUCGCAAGCGCCACCUACCACUUCUUACAUGGCAAAUAGCUGGGAUGAUUCAUGCACGGAUGUUAACCCAGAAGACGGCAUUUGCGAUUCAGACCAAAAUGUAAGAUGCACGACAACAGUACUUACCAUAUCUCAGAAAAAUAUUGCGAAGUACAUGUUAUACUUUAUCACCGCAUGGAUAGUCUUAUGGUGUUUGAUUACCUUAGCUGUCAACUUCAUGCAUAAAAACAGCGGUCACCAUCGCUUUAUUCAUCUUUACGAAGAAAUCAUUAUUGUCAUUCUGUUCAUUGUAAUAGGCGUUGCAAAUGUGACAUUUGUAUCGAAGAAGAAUAUCUGCAAAUACAUUCCUAUUCUGUCGCAGUUCUUUAUGGCUUUGCUGAAUGCAGCUUUUGUAAUGGAGUCUAUCUUUGCGAAAUCAAUGGUCCAUGCGCGGUCCAAGAAGAAUGGAUUCAUUCCAGCAUUUUUGAACUAUCUCAUUCCUAUUCCUCUUGCUCUUCUGCCGACGCUUCUUACAUAUUUUUAUCUCAAGCAGUACUACGGUUUGUCGUAUCAACUCUGCUUUACUACUGCACCUGGUGACAUGUUUUGGGCAUUUGUCAUUCCCAACUGGAUACUCAUUGCUGUGGCUGGACUUCAAGCACAACUGAGCUGCCUCGCAUGUGAUCAGACUAUCCCUGAACAGGAUCAAAUCCAAUGCUUCUGGGCAAAGAAGUCAGCAAAGUCACUGUUGCUAUUCUCUCUAUUGAUUUUCACCUUAUGGUUCAUGAUACUAUCAGCUGGGAAUGAGCAGAUCACGUAUCUCUUCAUACUUGCCAUCCUCCUGACAAUUCUCGCUGGACCAACGAUCUUUGUUGUGCACACGUUCUGCCAUCUAAAUACUUGCCAAAAAUGGAGUAAGCCAGGAUUUUUCGGAGGUUUCUAUCAACUGUGCCCUGAGAAGCCGAAGGACAAACCAAAAGAUCCGUAUGAUGACGAUGAUGAUGACCUUGCACCACAAGAGCCAUCGCCAACUACUCAAAAUGCUCCUUCACCAUUGCCAAAUAAGGUGGCACCACUUCCUGAAAUUUUGGAACCACCGAAGAGCACACAUGCUGAACCCACCCACACGCCUGCCACUCAGUUCUAUUCAUGGCUUACCGCGCCGGAUAUGUUUACGAGGAGGCCAAGUUCAGUGCUGUUUCGUCCCAAACCCUCUUAA
Messenger RNA from Cylicocyclus nassatus, 2193 nucleotides. NCBI's taxonomy places the organism in Eukaryota, Metazoa, Nematoda, Chromadorea, Rhabditida, Strongylidae. The record is from the annotation of a GenBank genome assembly.